AUGCGACCACCGAGACAACAGACUGAGAUCGCCAGCCCAAAGGGAGAUCAGAGAGAUGUUGGCGCCAAAAAGGGAAAGGCAAAAGGCGAAAAGGCGGGCCAGGGGUGCUUGUGGUAUGUGACACUUCGUAGUCUCGCCGGCCAUUUUGUUUCAUGGAUUUUGUGUUUCGCAGUGCCUUUGCAGGUUUCUUCUUCGUGUGCCUCUCGUGCUUCUGAUUUCCUUGUGUCUCUUUGCAUCCGCGCCUUGUAUCGUCUCAUGCACGCCUCUGCUUGGGCUCUGGCUGGCCUUUGCUUGCCGGUUGGUGUUGCCGAUGCUGCUCUUUGCAUCAUACCACGUCCGCAUGUGUCUCGUUUCUCCCUGCAUCACCAAACUCAUGUUAGAACAAGCGGUGCCCAGUUCGUCGCCGCAUUUGGUUUCUUCCUUUCAAUGCGUGGCCCACUGAGUCAGCCGGAGAGGGCAGUCCGCUCCGAUCGCCUGACCUGUCCUGCCCUGGUCUGGCCUGGCCAGGCCCUUGUGCGAAUCUGGCGGAGCACGGAGUGGUAUCCUCCUUGCGAAAACGGGGGCAAAGGGGAGGGAAAGGGAAAGGGACUGGAUAGGGUGGGACUUGCCCCUUCGUUGGUACCCACCAUUCCUCACGCCUGA
This is a messenger RNA of Sporothrix schenckii 1099-18, 642 nucleotides long. RefSeq lists its product as uncharacterized. NCBI's taxonomy places the organism in Eukaryota, Fungi, Ascomycota, Sordariomycetes, Ophiostomatales, Ophiostomataceae. The transcript has a single exon. The coding region runs from base 1 to 642 and encodes 213 amino acids. The record is from RefSeq and is a predicted model, not a curated record.